GGACGCCAGGGCCCACCCGUCAUAAGGCGAACUCGAGGCCGCUCCGCCACCUCACCACAUUUCCCAAGCGUGCAGGGGACACCGCCCGUCAUCCGCGCGCCGAGGAUCUUCUACCCAGCCAUCAACGCCCUCCUCCAUCAACGGAAGGUGGCCGAGGAUCCGCCCCACCCUCCUCCCCACGCCGUCGUCGAUGGAAGAUCCGAGGAUCCGCCAUCAACGCCGCGCCCACCCUCCUCCCCCUCUGCUCCGCGACGACAGGGGUCUGAGGCCGCCAUCAACGCCCUCCUCCCCACGCCGUCGAUGGCGCGCGCAGAUCCAGUCUCCUUCAGGCAACACCGCGCCAUCAGCGGAAUCUCCUUCCGCCAUCAGCAGAAGGUGCUGAGGAUCUUGGGCAAGCAGGAGAGGGGGAGAGGAGGCCAAGGACACAACCGCGAAGCCAAACUCAUCCAAUCCAGUCCCUUCUGUCGGCCGCACCUCGACGGCUUCACCGUGCCCCCGCCACAUCGCGACCAUGGCGAAGGAGCAGGCUGGCUAGCCCUCGGUCCGCCUCAGCCCGCCGCCAGGAGAGAUAAGAUACGCAUAGCGAAGCUGGAAGCCUUGCUGUACAACAAAGAUGGUCCGAGCGGUGGAUCCGAGGCAACUUCCUCUGCCGUGAAGGAUCUUCAGUCGAAGCUAGAUGUGGUUACUGCAGAAUGCUUGACUGAAAAGGAUAAGAACAAGAAGCUGACUAUGGAGAACGAGAAGCUCCAGUACCGCAUGACCCAUCUGAUUCGUGCGAUAAAAGAGGCGGAAUCGAGAUAGGAGCAGCCCGACGAGGCCGAUUCAAAGCCUGAUGUCGAAGUGUUCCCCACCCGCCUUGCUGAUCCUUCAUGUUGUUCCUGCAUCAACCUCAAGCUAUCAUUGUGAUCUUGAGUUAGAGCUUGGUCACAAGUCAAGACUGUAUUAUCAAACUGUCGAUUGAAAAUGAUGAUGUGUGCACAACUUUCUGUCUUCACCUGACCCCAUCCCGAAGGGCACAUUGGAACACAAAAUGUUAUCUGAAAUGGCAGUUCAUAUUUUGAAACAUUUCGCCCCACUUCAUUUAUGCAUAGGGGCAUGUUGGUGAUCUACUCAGCUGAUAAUGGAGCUGGCUGGUUGAACGCUUGGAGCAAAGGAAA
Messenger RNA from Zea mays, 1157 nucleotides. RefSeq lists its product as uncharacterized. Lineage: Eukaryota; Viridiplantae; Streptophyta; Magnoliopsida; Poales; Poaceae. The record is from RefSeq and is a predicted model, not a curated record. Bases 301 to 801 code for a protein of 166 amino acids. The transcript has 5 exons.